AUGUCACGGCGGGUGCUGGUUCUUGAUGGACUCUGGUACUCGCUAUGUCCGUCAUUCAGCCCAUUGACUCUGACUCGUCCCAAUCCUCUAUUAAAGCAGCGAAAACCAAGCUCUCGACCAAACCCGCCGCCAGCUUUUCUUAUUGCGACGCCGCCGCGGCAUCGCUGCUACAGCAGCAAUGCCAGCAAAAUUGAUGGCCGCGCCCGAUUCGAGGACGAGCUGACACUCGACGAUACCAAUGAUGCACCUCAAACUCUUGCCAACACCAUCUCACCACGGAACGAGCUUCGGGAGAACGAGCGUGAUGGCUUCGAUCCCGAGUACACAUCCGAGACCCAUCGUGAGGGCCUGGACCUAUGGUUACCGAAGCAGAAGAAAAUAAUGAACAAAAGCCCCGGCAUCCCCCAAUCUGCCGCCGGAAAGAGCAGUGACAGUCUGGAGACACUUUUACAAACGGAAAUGGCCAAGAAGCCUAACAUCACGUCUGCGACAAACAUGUUACGGUUGUUAAUACAAGAUCGAGGUGUCAAGCCCUCGGCGCGGCAUUAUAAGGCUCUCAUACUGGCGAACUCGGAUGCGUUGCAUGGUUCACCGAUGUUUGUGAGGAGCCUGUUGGAGGAGAUGGAGAAGCAGGGAAUUGCGGUGGAUUCGGGGACGCUGCAUGCUGCGUUACAGGCACUCGCUGUACAUCCAGACUUCUGCCUGCGCCAGGAAGUCCUCCAGAAAUUACGUGACCGAUGGCUUACGCUCAGCCCGGCUGGAUGGCAUUUCGUGGUUACGGGACUCCUUCGCGAACACAAGUUCGAGAUGGCCCUUGAACAAGUUGCCCUGAUGCAACGGAAAGAUAUUCAUGUUGAGGAUUGGUUGCAUAGCUCAAUGAUCUACCAUCUCUGUGACUUGGGCGAAUUGGACGAGGUGCUUCGCCUGAUGCAGGUUCGAGUCAGCCAGGGCCACGAUAUGACGUCUCGACUAUGGAUGCAUGUGCUGCAGACUGCAAUUGAAGCGGAACACUAUAUGAUGACACGUUUCGUGUGGCGACGUAUGGUCGAGCUCGGCUACCUCCACCCGCCGACUGCUGUGUGCAGCGAGGUGCUGAGACUCGCUGCCGGCGUCAGUGAUGUUGAGAUAGCAAAUUCUGUGUUUCGCCAUCUCACAAGACGUGCGCUCUCCCCGGCUUUGGAAGAUUACCAGCAGCUUGUUGUGGCCCACGUCGGCGUGGGCGACCUCCCUGCUGCGUUUGGAGUCCUUUGUACAAUGCACGAAGCUGGCCUGUCUUUUGAUCAGACGAGCACCCAACCCAUCCUCACGUAUAUGAUUCACAGCAAGACGGACCGCCGAGAGGCUUGGCAAAUUCUCAAGAGAUUGCAAAAUGAGAAGCACGGCAUUCCUCUCGCAAGUGUUCGCGUCAUUGCCGAAUUAUGUGAACACGAUGCCCAAAAUGACCCGACGGUGGUAGAUGACGCCGUGGGGUUCUACAAUGAGAUCCACACGCUCUGCCCGCAAGGUGCCGAUCUCCAGGUCUACAAUGCACUGAUUCGGAUGUGUCGCACGGCGGGCAAACGGGAAGCCGGCAUCUUCCUAGUCAAAGAAAUGGCCACUCUGAACGUCAUCCCGGAUGCCAGCACCUUUGAAUCCCUCAUUCUGAUGUGCCUUGAUGCGGGUAACUAUAAGUCUGCGCUCAUGUACUUGUUAGAUCUGUCCAAGCGGGAGGCGACGGUCAAUCCAAAAGUGAGAGAGGAAAUCCGGAGUCUUUGCGCGCAAUCGGUCAGCGAGUAUGCGCUGCGGCUGCAGUAUCACCCUUUGAUUCAAGGUAAGGAAGAUACGACUUUCUCGGAUCAUACCACCCAGACGCCUCCAACGCCCAACCCACCUCGCAACCCUCGCCCCAAGCUUGGCCGUGAGGAGAGAAUUGCCUAUAACAAGGAGCGACGACAGAGGAAACGCCGCCGGUUGGCACUGGAGCGACUAGCGGCAGAAGGCAAAGUAAGCCCAGAUGCUAGGAAUGACCUAGAAUUAGAGGGUUCUGAGGAUGAGAUGGAUGAGGUGGAUGUAGAUGAAGUGGACGAGGUGACCGAGGGGAAGAGCAAGCCGAGCUCUACCUCAUCCAAGGCAGGCGAAUAG
Penicillium daleae is the source of this 2121-nucleotide messenger RNA. Its product is annotated as pentatricopeptide repeat protein. The record is from RefSeq and is a predicted model, not a curated record. Bases 1 to 2121 code for a protein of 706 amino acids. NCBI's taxonomy places the organism in Eukaryota, Fungi, Ascomycota, Eurotiomycetes, Eurotiales, Aspergillaceae. The transcript has 2 exons. Gene Ontology annotation, molecular function: protein binding.